Molecule: messenger RNA, 1336 nt
Organism: Scheffersomyces coipomensis
Lineage: Eukaryota; Fungi; Ascomycota; Pichiomycetes; Serinales; Debaryomycetaceae
Exons: 1
Coding region: 144-1109 (321 amino acids)
Source: RefSeq, a predicted model, not a curated record
UUAAACUAAAUUGUAAGCUAAUCCGUUAUAUGCCGGAAAUUUUGAAUUUUCCAUUUUAUAGCUGCAAAUUUGAUUUAUAUUUACAACACAACAAGUUUUCAUCAUAGAUCUAUCAAGAGUAAGAAGUAAUCACUUUUAUUUCAAUGUUUAAGGUAUCCUUGUGGCUCAAUCAAGCCAUCUACUUUAUGAUGAUGAUGCUUUGGAUGGCAGAAGGUUCGAUUUCAACUGAUUCAUCAUCCCCUAGUCUUUAUUGUCCUGAACAGGAUAGUAUUCAUAUGGUAUUUUCUUCACUUGUCACCUUUUUAGAAAUGAAUGAAACUAAUCAUCCAACUGCCACUGAAAAAUUUGAUGGGUUUCCUAGUACAUAUACCUUCAACUUCACUUUGAAUCCAUUUUAUUAUGGAUUUUUUGGAAUUGCAGCUAAUGAAAGUGAUAUAAUUCAUAAAUAUCAUGAUCACUUUGUAAUAAUUGGAGAGGAAAUGGUUCAAGUUAUAAGAGUAAAUCAAUUGUCAUCCUUCGUUAAUGGAAUUAGGGAUACAUUUACAGUUCGGACAUCGAGUAUGGAGAAGUUUCGCGAGAGAUUAUUCAGUCCAUUUACUGAUAUUUUAAUAACUAAUGAUGGCGAUCUGUAUCAUGCUUAUGGUGGUAAUGACGAUUUAUCAACAUUGGUAAGGCAUAUCAUUCAACAUAAGUCACCAGUAUCAUUAGAGAGAUUUACUUAUGAUAACAGUGAUCAUGUUAAUGUCAUAUCGAUGGAUCUUAUCUUUACUAAUGAAGAUUCUACUAAGUGGAGAAAUAAACCAUAUUAUAAAGAAGAGAAAUUAAAGUCACCGUUACAGAAAACGUUUCAUCGAUCCAACUUGCAAUCUUUCUUGUAUAAUACAAGCUUUUAUUACGAUAGAGCAUGUAAUUUUACUUCUGCAUGGGGGCUUCACCGGGGGCUUCAAGGGCUUCAUGAUAUGGAUAAAUGUCUGUGUGGAUCUGACAUAAAGAAUGAAUUUCUUAUUGAUAUGAAAAUAGUUGAUCCUGAAUCUGAACCUGUUCUUCGUGAUGGACAAGCAUCAACUACUCCUUGGAAUCGGUUCAUCGUUAAGACUCUUGAUAAAUGAUCCAGUUCUGAUGUGAUCAUUAUGAGUUCUUAAUCAUAGAUCUAUGAAUAGCUUAUAGUUAAUAAAAUUUUGUAUAGCACACGACAAAAAAUUAAUUCUCACCAAAAAAAUUAGUGGCGAUCAUAUUUACCAUUUGAUUGUAAGCCAAAUUUAACUACUACCAUACACCUUUAAAUUAAUUAGUUCAUGAACCCUUAACUCGUAUUUCAACCAACCACUUUUAUUAG